Messenger RNA from Patiria miniata (bat star), 1626 nucleotides. RefSeq names its product organic cation transporter protein-like. Gene Ontology annotation, biological process: transmembrane transport. Lineage: Eukaryota; Metazoa; Echinodermata; Asteroidea; Valvatida; Asterinidae. The record is from RefSeq and is a predicted model, not a curated record. Bases 34 to 1626 code for a protein of 530 amino acids. The transcript has 9 exons. Gene Ontology annotation, molecular function: transmembrane transporter activity. Gene Ontology annotation, cellular component: membrane.
CCAAUUUUUGAAGAGGCUAGCUUUCCUGUCAGGAUGCAUUUUGAUAAGAUUCUAGUUCUUCUUGGGGAAUUUGGCUCAUACCAGAAGAGGACCUUUUUCGCGAUCUGUCUGCUCAGCGUAGUGUGGGCUUUCGACAAAUUCGGCCUGGUCCUCGUCGGGGACGUGGGCGCGGACCACUGGUGCGCUCUGCCCGAAUGGAAAGACCAGGAUUGCGCCGCUUGGAACUUGACUGCAAUGGAGUGUCAACUCGCGAAGAAGAACGCGUCGAUUCCAAGGGGAGAGGACGGUGCUUUUGAGCAGUGCGAGAGAUUUUAUAACGUGACGGGAGAGGUGUUUUACCCAGGCCUGGACCCCAGAAAUUUAACCAAGGAGGGGUGCGUGGAUGGCUGGGAAUUCGAUACCAGUCAGUUUGAAAACACCGUCAAAAUGGAGUUCGCCUUGGUGUGUGAUAAAAAGAACCUUUUCAUCAUGACCCAGUCCGUUUACUUCGUGGGAAUUAUACUCGGCUCUGUUGUGUUUGGGUCGCUCGCUGAUUGGUUCGGACGCACCUAUAUGAUGUGGAUCGCUUUGACUCUGUGGUUUGCUGCAAUAAUUGGCUUGGCGUUCUCACCUAACAUCGCUGCAUACACGAUAUUCCGUGCCUUAGAUGGAGCGUUCAGCUACGGAACAUUCCUGCCUGCUUACGUCUUAGGUAUGGAGUUUGUCGGUCCAUCCAAGCGAGCCAUCGUCGGAGUUGUGUGGCAGAUCUUCUUCCGGGCCGGUCUCAUGAUCCUCGCUGGGGUCCCUUACAUCAGCAAUGAUUGGCGUACACUAGAACACUCUAUCGUAUCUUUUAUUACCCUCUUCUGCUUCUGUAUGCCCCUUUUCCCGGAAUCUGCGCGCUGGCUGAUCAACAGAGGGCGUCACGAGAAAGCCGAGAAGAUCAUUAGAAAGGCUGGCAGGGUAAACAACAAAGAGCUCCCGGAUGUGUUGUUUGAGGAGGAUGAAAUCAAGGAAAUGAAGGAGAAACUGGCAACGGAACGAAAACCAACCGUGUUGGAUCUCUUCAAGUCCCCAAACAUCGCUUUGAAAACGUUCAAUCUCAUGUUCAACUGGUGUGUCAACAGCCUAGUGUACUAUGGCCUGUCUCUGAGCAUCCCAAAUCUGGUAUCUGAUGACUACAUUGCCUUCCUCAUAUCGGCGGCAGUUGAGAUACCAGCCUACAUCGUAGCCGUGGUAUAUAUUGAGAAGCUGGGAAGGAGGCCAAAUCUGGGAUCUACCAUGGUCGCUGGAGGGGUGGCAUGUGUUGUGACAAUAUUCAUGGAGCCUGGGACCUGGCAGAUAGUUGUCGCAAUGAUCGGCAGGUUAUGUAUUUCUGCCUCCUAUGUCAUUAUCUUCAUCUACUCUGCAGAACUCUUCCCAACUGCGCUCAGGACGGUGGGAAUGGGCAUGUGCUGCGUGGCGUCAAGCAUCGGUAGCAUCAUCGCCCCUUUCGUUCUCUUGCUGCAUGACGUCUGGGAGCCGUUACCGCUGCUCCUGUUUGGUGUCCCAUCUAUCCUGGCCGGUCUCUUGGCAUUCCUUCUGCCCGAGACCAGAGGCAAAUGCCUGCCGGAGACCGUGGAGGAGGCCGAACAGUUUGGAAAGUAA